AUGAAGGCUGUGUUGCAGCGAGUCCUCUCCGGGUCUGUCACAGUUGACAACCAGGUGGUGUCCUCGAUUGGGAAAGGAAUACUAGUGCUUGCUGCCAUCGGUCCCAAUGACACCAAGAAAGACUGUGAGUCCAUGGCCUCGAAGGUCUUGAAGAUGAAGCUCUGGCCCGAUGACGGCGACUCCAACUGGAAGAAAAGCGUCCAAGAUAUCGAAGGAGAGGUGCUCUGCGUCUCCCAGUUCACCCUCUACGCAAACACCAAGAAAGGCAACAAGCCGGAUUUCCACGGGAGUGCGAGAUCAGAGGUGGCCAAGGAGCUGUACGACUACUUCUUCUCACAGGUUCAGGCACUGUACCAAGCGUCUAGGGUCAAGGACGGCGUGUUCCAAGCCAUGAUGCAGGUCAGCCUGGUCAACGACGGCCCAGUGACUUUGGAACUCGACACCGAAGCAAAGAAAUCUCAAUCAUCAGCCCCGGCUCCCACGUCCAGCGGCAUCGCAACUCCGUCAGGAUAA
Messenger RNA from Cyphellophora europaea CBS 101466, 513 nucleotides. Its product is annotated as D-tyrosyl-tRNA(Tyr) deacylase. The transcript is spliced from 2 exons. Gene Ontology annotation, molecular function: D-tyrosyl-tRNA(Tyr) deacylase activity. The coding region runs from base 1 to 513 and encodes 170 amino acids. Gene Ontology annotation, biological process: tRNA metabolic process. Gene Ontology annotation, cellular component: cytoplasm. Lineage: Eukaryota; Fungi; Ascomycota; Eurotiomycetes; Chaetothyriales; Cyphellophoraceae. The record is from RefSeq and is a predicted model, not a curated record.